This is a messenger RNA of Xenopus laevis (African clawed frog), 7345 nucleotides long. It is a transcript of the gene frem1.L, whose product is annotated as FRAS1 related extracellular matrix 1 L homeolog. The record is from RefSeq and is a predicted model, not a curated record. Gene Ontology annotation, molecular function: carbohydrate binding. Lineage: Eukaryota; Metazoa; Chordata; Amphibia; Anura; Pipidae. The transcript is spliced from 37 exons. Gene Ontology annotation, cellular component: membrane; basement membrane. Gene Ontology annotation, biological process: cell communication; anatomical structure morphogenesis. The coding region runs from base 635 to 7159 and encodes 2174 amino acids.
AACCCAAACAAAUGGAUGUGGGAGUGGGAUUUCCAGCUGUGUCAUUUGAGGAGGGAAAGUUUAGUUAGCAGCAGGCAGAGUGCAUAGCAGGAGCUGAUAAGGCACAGAUCUCUCAUUAACAAGUGCUCUGUGAGGUCCCAGCAGGAAGGGAAUCCUGGCGUCUUGCCACAGUGCCUGCACUUACUAUAAACACUUCCCAACUGUUUCACAAAGCUCUCAGCCCGGACUUGUGUCUCUUCUGGACUUUUUCAACUUCAGCACAAGUUCAGCAAAACAAGAAUCCAAAUGUGGGGGGCACUGGUGAAGGAAAGCGCGGAACCUCUGCAUUAAUCAUUGGAGAGCAGUUUGUUACCAGUAAGAGCUCAAUGUGGGACUGGAGAAAGUGACUAUGAACUGAUUACAAAACUUUCAAGAAGUGCGUUAAUAUUUGGCGAUGUCAGGAAUGCUCAACGAGUUUUAUGAAUGCUCCUCAUCUUCUUGAAAGGGCUUGUUGUGCUCAUUAGAUACAAGAAGGGGCAGCUGUGGAUGUUACUGAACUGGUGACUGAUGUAUUCCUGCUUCUGGAUGUUGUGCUAAAAAAUCCUAAGCAGACAAGAAAAACCUCAUUGUGGAUGUAGUGUUUCCCACAAACAAUAUGAAGCCUUCUCUUCUAUACCCAGCUUUGCUGUCACUGUUGCUCACAAGGGGCCUCUGCACCUCCUUUAUAAAAGUCAACCAUGGGAUGAAAGUUAUGAAAGGACAGAGAGCAUUCCUGUCAGAGAGUGACCUGCAGUUUUCCAUCCCCAGGGAGAAGGAUGCCUGCAAAGUGGAAGUGGUUGUUAAUGAACCCAUUACUCAGAGGGUUGGAAAGUUAAUGCCACAGGUGUUUGACUGCCAUUUCCUAGCCAAUGAAGUUGAGUACACUCACAAUGGCUGCCCUCUCCUGGAUGAAGAUGAAGUCAUGCUCAGACUUUACAGGUUUACAGAAACUGAAACUUUUACUGAAACCUUUCUGUUGAGGGUGAAGUUAAUAGAGCCUGACUGUAAUAUCAUACAGCUGGGGCCUAAAAGGCUUGAAGUUCCAGAGUUUUAUGGUCUAUCUGACUUUAUUGAUAAGAACAUACUGAGCUUUGACUAUGACAAAAGAAUAAACCUUGAAUGUACCAUCAGAAUAUCGCCUUCUGAAUCUUUCCUUCCUGCACACGGUCAGCUUGUGACUGGAGAUCCCGUGAAACAAGAACCACGUGGAGAUCAACCUCAGAGCUUCUUCCAUGGAUCAGAUCAAAAGCCAGGUCCUCUGUGCAAGAAUGGAGGUUGUAUACAAGGUUUAAAGAGCAUCCAGAAGACUAUUAAAAUAAGUUGUGAAGAUUUCCUUGUGAUGGGCAUUAGAUACCAGCACUUGGAUCCUCCAUCUCCGGAUGUUGAUUAUAUAGUCAUCAGGUUGGAUCUUACAGACACAAGAAGCAAAUCACUUUACAAGUCGGAGCAUGCCUGGAUUCCUGUUCUUAUUCGGGAUGCUGUUCCAAAUCAGAUCCCCAAAGCCACCUUCAUGUCCAUGUUUAUCUUAGAAGUAGAUCAGUUUAUUCUAACACCCAUCUCAACAGCAACACUGGAUGCUGAGGACAGUGAAACAGCCAAACAUCUUCUGGUCUUCAAUAUCACAGUACCUCCAAGCAAUGGGUUCAUCACACACUUAUCUGACCACACCAAGCCUAUUACAUCCUUCACAUGGAAAGAUCUCAAUGAGAUGCUCAUAGCAUAUCAGCCCCCAAACAGCAGCCACACAGAGAGAAGAAACUUGGAGGUGGAGUUUGAGGUGCACGACUUCUUUUUUGAAAGGAGUUCUCCAAUUACAGUGCAUAUCUCUAUACGUACAGCUGACACAAAUGCUCCUCGUGUUUCAUGGAAUAUGGGUUUGGAUCUACUGGAAGGCCAGUCUCGACCAAUCACAUGGAAACAGUUUCAAAUUGUAGACAAUGACAACAUCAAUGCAGUUCGUUUGGUCAUUGUAGAUGGAUUGCAGCAUGGACGUAUUACUCUAAGAGGUGGGAAAGGAUUUAUGUUCACUGUUAAGGACAUCCAGGCAGGAGUUGUCUGCUACCAUCAUGAUGACAGUGACACUACUAAGGAUUUUAUAGUCUUCAGAAUAUUUGAUGGCCGUCACAGCAUACGACACAAGUUUCCUAUUAACAUCCUACCAAAAGAUGAUAGCCCUCCUUUCCUCAUUACAAACAUUGUUAUUGAGCUUUCUGAAGGUCAAACGGUCCUUAUCCAGGGAUCUAUGCUCUGUGCUUCUGAUAUGGACUCCAGUGAUGACUACAUACGUUUCAAUAUCACAAAGCCUUCUAUAGCUGGAGAGAUUAUAAAGAAACCAGCACAAAAUCUUCUUGCUUAUCCUGUCACGAGCUUCCUGCAACGAGACUUGUAUAAUGGUUUUAUUUAUUAUCGCCAUUUUGGAGGAGAAGUAUUUGAUGAUUCAUUUGAGUUGGUUCUGUCUGAUAGCCACGAUCCACCAAACUUUUCUGGCCCUCAGGCAGUAAUCAUACACAUAAGCCCAGUGGAUGACCAACUACCCAUAGAGGCACCUGGAACAUUACGCCAUUUAAUCGUAAAGGAGAAUGAGGUUGUUUACAUAACAAAGAAACAGCUGCAUUUCAUAGACCCAGAGUUGCCUGAUAGAGAUCUUAUUUACACACUGGCCACUCCACCUUGUUGGGUGCAACCCUACAGCAGUUUAAAUGCGGGGAAGAUAGUUCUUGUAGAGACUAUCGCUAAACUUGGAAAAGAUUAUGCAGGGGACGCAGCAAAAACAUUUUCACAGCAUGCUGUGAAUCAUCUCAAAGUCGCUUACAUUCCACCAGUUGAAGAGAUUGGCCCAAUUCCUAAACAUGUCCAGUUAAUAUUAUCAGUGAGUAACCAACAUGGAGGAACAGUUCAAGGCAUCUGUUUUAAUAUCACUAUCCUUCCAAUAGACAAUCAGCCUCCUGAGGUGUUUUCAUAUGACUUAAAAGUUGAAGAAGGUGGUUUCGGUCAAAUUACUGCAAGUCACAUUCACAUCACAGAUAAGGACACCAGACAAGAACAUAUUAAAGUCAUUUUGCAGAAAACUCCACCGCACGGUAUUGUUCAACUUGAUGGAUCUGCAUUGCAGGAAGGUGACCCAUUCACCUGCUUGGACCUCAGCACAUUAAAAGUUAGGUACCUGCAUGAUGGCUCAGAGACCCUACAAGAUGAAAUCUCAUUUAUUGCAACAGAUGGAAUCAAUUCAUCUGAGUUCAUUUUAAAAAUACAGGUUUCUCCUAUUAAUGAUGAACCUCCACUUAUCAAAGAGAACCUCAUUUCCACCAUUACUUGCAAAGAGGGGGCAGAGAUAGUCAUAUCGGCAGACUAUAUCUCAGCUACUGAUGUAGAUAGUGACGACAUGAAGCUGAUAUUUAUGAUCGCUCGCCAACCACGUUAUGGUAUUUUGCUGAAGGCUGGAACCUUCAUCGAUCGAUUCACCCAGAGAGAUGUUCUUGAAGGAUUGGUACAUUAUCGACAUACAAGUGGGGAAAUUGGCUUGAAGGUCUGUGUUGAUAUAAUAACACUGGUAAUUUCUGAUGCUGAAGCAGAUAAACAACAAAAAAACUGCUGCAACAAUGGGUCUCAUCUGCUGUUAUUGCCAAACCAUGAUUCUUUUCCUGUAUAUGAUCUCAAUAUCACAAUUCUUCCUGUGGACAACCAACCCCCAUCAGUUAUCAUCGGUGAAAUGUUUGUAGUGGAUGAGGGCAAAUCAGCUGCCCUCAGAGUAGAUCAUUUAAGUGCCAUGGACUCUGAUACAGAAAGCAAUGAACUGGAAUUCAUCUUGGUUUCUCCUCCUCGAUAUGGUUACAUUGAAAAUGUCCUUCCGUCUCCUGGAUUUGAGAAAAGUAACAUGGGCAUAAGUAUUGCUGCAUUUCUACUCAAGGAUAUUAGAUCUCUAAACAUCAACUAUGUCCAGUCUCGCCAUCAGAGGAUUGAACCGACCACUGAUCAGUUUACACUGUAUGUUACUGAUGGCAAACUGCGUUCUGUUGAAAAGCCAUUUUACAUCGUAAUCAAUCCGACAAAUGAUGAGGUUCCGGAAUUCUUAGCCAGAAACAUAACAGUUGUUGAAGGCCAAAUGAAAAAAUUGGAUCCCGCGGUAAUAAAUGUGUCGGACAUGGAUGUGCCACAGAAUCACUUAUACUUUACUGUUAUAGAGCAGCCCCAACAUGGACUGAUUAUUGAGGAAUCCUAUAUUAAUGAACAUAUGAAUAGAAGCCAAUUGAUAGAAAAACAUCAGACAAACAGCCUGCCUGUGAUACAAGAUUUUUCCAUGGAGCUGCUAAAAAAUGGAAUGAAGGUGAUAUACAUGCACGAUGACUCAGAAAACCUUGCUGACAGUUUCACUAUCCAGCUGUCUGAUGGAAAACAUGAAGUCAGGAGAACCAUUUUUGUGAAUGUAAUUGCUGUAAAUGACGAAAAGCCUGUGCUAACCAAACACUGUGAGGUGGUGCUGAGCAUGGGAGAGCACACUUUGAUUUCAAGUGCCAUACUGUCAGCAGACGAUAAGGACACACCUAGAACAAACAUUUGCUAUGUUAUUGACAAGGCUCCAGAACAUGGCCAACUUCAGAUGAAAGUCGAUCAAAACUGGGUGCCCUUGAAUACUGGGAUGAGAUGCACCCAGGAGGACAUUGAUAUGAACCUGGUUAGAUAUGUGCAUACUGGAGCAAUGGGCUCAAAGAAUGAAGACAAGUUUAAUUUCCACCUUUGGGAUGGUGAUAACCGAUCACCUGAGAUAUCUGUGAAUAUCUAUGUCAAGGAUAUGGAAAAGGGAGAUAUUGCACUUUUUGUGAAAAUGCUUAAUGUGUCUAAAGGAGAGAGAGUCAUCAUAACGACAAAUGUCCUACUUGCUAUUGAUGGGACGGACAGACCAGAAGAACUGCUCUAUGUGUUAUCCUCACCACCCCAAUAUGGGCAGAUUGAAUAUGUCAAGCAUCCUGGAAUCCCUGUAACAAGUUUCAGUCAGAUGGAUGUGGCUGCUCAGACUAUCUGCUACGUCCAUGAUAUCAAUUCUGCAGCUGCUGCUACUGAUGUGUUUAGAUUUCUUGUCAGCAAUGGGCUGAGAACAAAGCAUGGGAUCAUGACCGUCGCACUGGAAACAUUCGAUCGAACUCUUCCAACACUGUCCAGGAACGUUGGUCUAAGACAAAUGAAAGGGUCUAUGGAGUGUAUUUCCCCGGCCACUCUACAGGCACUGGACCCCGAUACGCCAUCUCAGAACAUUACUUUUCAGUUGGUGGAUCUCCCUCGAUAUGGAAAACUAUACCUCAGAGGCUUUCCACUGCAGCAAGAUCACAUCACCCAAAGAGAUAUUGACAACCUAGACGUUGCCUAUAAGCAUGCCGGGCAGGAUGCUCAAAUAGACAGGUUCAUGUUUACUGUUACAGACAGAGCAAAUCAAGGAUUUAUCAUUAACGGGAAAAUUCAGAUGGAACCAGUUCCAUUCUCCAUACAGGUAGAUCCUGUGGACAGCACUGCCCCCAGAAUUGUCCAUCUACAGUGCCUUACAGCAGUUGAGCUUCUAAGAAAUGGCCAGUAUGGAAUUUAUAUUACUUCAAGACACUUGAAGGCAUCUGAUCCAGACACGGAUGAUGAAAGAAUUAUCUUUCACAUUUUAAGUGGGCCCCACUAUGGUCAUUUAGAGAAUGUUACAACAGGCAGGUUUAUAAGAGAAAGAUUCACACAAGGGGAUUUAAACAGCAAAUCAGUGCUCUACCUAAUAAAUCCAUCCGUGGAUGUUUUUCAUGACACCAUAGAAUUUGAAAUUUCAGAUCCUGUUGGAAACAGAGCUUUACCGCAAAUCUUAGAGCUGAAAUGGAGUCAAAUUGAAUUGCUCCAAGGCAUGUAUGAGGUGUGUGAAACCGAGGCAGUUGUGUCUUUGAAGAUGACAAGAAGAGGUUACCCCCUGGAGUCUGCGUUUGUUUCACUCAAGGUGAAUGAAAUAAGUGCUGUGGUUGGGAAAGAUAUUUCCAUGACUCCUUCCAGGCUUGUACAGUUUGAUCCAGGAGUGUCAACCAAGACUUGGAAUAUAGUAAUUAUCCAGGAUGGAUUAGAAGAAGAUGACGAGGUCUUUGAAGUAGUUCUGAGUUCUCCCGUGAAUGCUGUUCUUGGCACUAAGACAAAAGCUGUAGUGAAAAUUGUGGACCCCAGAGGAGGUGGCUGUAGUUCCUCCAAAGUCAGCAAGAUGAAAACAACUGGAACUGGCUUACUAAACUGUACUGUAACACCUUUGCGCAAACCUUGUCCUGUUUUUAGUUUUAAAGAGACUGCAGAUAAGGUCAGGGAAGAUGUACAAGAAGACGUUCAAGCAUUACAAAAUCCAAGGAAGAGACUGAGGCUCACAGGGAACAGAAAAACUAUUAAACCAUCAUCCGUAUUUAGGAAUGAAACAGACAUCAUUUAUCAAUAUCAUGGGAUUGUGUCUCUCAGAGUGGAAGAAGAUCUCCCAGUAUUCAAUGAAACAAAGAAAACCAAAGUACUAGUAAAGAACCGUGGUCAGAGGAAGAUACAUGCUCCCUCCCAAAAGCCUGACAUUCUUCAGUUAGGCAGAACCAUGUUGGAUUCUCAUGUGACAACUAGUGGACAGGAUAACACAAUAUCGUUUCCUAAGCGAUGCACACCAAGUCUAAAAGGACUCUUGCAUUUUGAGGACACAUUACAGAGAUUGUUCCAGUGUGAUGGCAUAUCAUGGAAUCCAUGGAUCUCUGCUAAGGAUACUAAAGCAGCAAAGUGCCCAUUUGGCUGGACUUACCAUGAUGGCUACUGCUAUAUACUGAUCAGUGAUCAAAAGGCCACUUGGAUUACAGCAGCCAGAGCAUGCAGAGAACAGCAUUAUGGUACUCUGGUAGAUGUAUUCAGCAAGCAACAAAUGGAAUGGCUUUGGAAUUUCAGUGGCAGAAAAUCCUUUUGGAUAGGCCUCAACGAUAGAGUUCAUAAUGGAAAGUGGGAGUGGAGCAAAGGGGAAAUGGUCACCUUCACCAACUGGAAAAAAGGCCCUCCUCAAUCUUCACACAAAGGGAAGAAUUGUGUUUUGGCACAAAAGAGAGGCAAAUGGCAGGCCAAAAACUGCAAAAAAGGCAAAGGCCAAUACUAUAUAUGUUCAAAAAAGUUGUAACACUUCAUCUCUGCUUUGUAAAUUCCAUUAAGCUAUUUAUUUUAUGGAUAUAUUCCAAGAGAAUGAGUUAAAGGGAUAUCAUCAACAAAUGUGUAAGAAUGGUAAUAUAUUUCUUUUUAAAUGGGACCUGUCACCUGAGAAAAAUAUUCCAAAUUCCUAAGCAAAAUAAACUUUAAUUACACUAUA